Messenger RNA from Condylura cristata (star-nosed mole), 2671 nucleotides. It is a transcript of the gene DLGAP5, whose product is annotated as discs, large (Drosophila) homolog-associated protein 5. NCBI's taxonomy places the organism in Eukaryota, Metazoa, Chordata, Mammalia, Eulipotyphla, Talpidae. Gene Ontology annotation, molecular function: microtubule binding. Gene Ontology annotation, biological process: centrosome localization; kinetochore assembly; regulation of mitotic cell cycle. The coding region runs from base 65 to 2608 and encodes 847 amino acids. Gene Ontology annotation, cellular component: spindle pole centrosome; cytoplasm; nucleus. The transcript has 20 exons. The record is from RefSeq and is a predicted model, not a curated record.
GCGGUCUUCCAAACUCCGAACCUUUAGCACUUGGUUGAAAUUUCACGCUAGAAGCCGCCUCAGGAUGUCUUCAUCACAUUUUAUUGCUCGCUACAGAAAGGAUUUAAGUUCUGAAAUGAUUAGAACUAAAAUUGCUCACAGAAAAUCACUAUCUCAGAAAGAAAACAGACAUAAGGAAUAUGAACGAAAUAGACACUUUGGUUUGAAAGAUGUCAACAUUCCAAUCUUGGAAGGGAGAAGUCUUCUUGAAUUAAAUGAGACAUAUCAAGAAUUUAUUCCACAAAAGACCCAUAGCAAGUCAAGGUCUCAGAAAAGUGUUGUAGGUGAUCUACGAAAACAAAUGCUCCAAAAAUACAAAGAAGAAAAGCAACUUCAAAAAUUGAAAGAGCAGAGAGAAAAAGCUAAACAAGGAGUAUUUAAAGUAGGACGUUUUAGACCUGAUAAGCCUAUUUUUCUUUUAUCAAACAAGAAUGUUGUGAAAACUGAACCAACAAAGGCUUUUCAAUCUUCUGUACUGAUUACAAGGUCAAAGGCCAAAGAGCAAAUGGAACAAACUAAGGUUAAUAAUGGGAGUGAUAUUCGAGCAAUCAGACCUGGACAAAGAAAAACUUCUGAAAAGAAAGUAUUGGAAAAAGACAAUAAAGUUGUACAACCAGUAGUGCCCACAUCCAUGAGAAUGACUCGAUCAGCUACUCAGGCGGCAAUGCAGAUUGUCAAAACAGUCACAUCCACUACAGCAAGAAAGCCGGUCACAAGAGCUACUAAUAAAGCAGAAAGUAAGUCACCAAAUAAAGGAAUACCUGCCCAAAAGAUAGAAUCUGACAAGGUCAUUUCUUUUAAAGUUGAUAGUAAAGAAAAUACAUUGCAUUCAACUACCAGUAGAACAGAUGGAACAGAUCUGGAUGGAGCCUUGUCAAAAAUGGAAAACUUACCUAAGACAAACACUGCAAAAACGAAAGGGAAGAAUUCCUUUGCACCAAAAGAUUUUAUGUUUCAGCCACUAGAUGGUCUAAAGACCUAUCAAGUAACACCUAUGACUCCCAGAAGUGCUGAUGCUUUCUUGACACCCAGUUACACGUGGACCCCUUUGAAGACAGAAGUUGAUAAGACUCAAGGAGCAGUAAAAGAAAUUUUGACACAAACAAGUAAAACUUACUCUACCAAGACAGUACAUCAAGAUUCAAGUAAAUCACAGUGUCCUUCAGUUUUUUUAAGAGUUUGCAAUAAAGAACCUGUCUUAAAUAAAAGUGAAACAACUAAAAGCUCAAAUGGCCUCCCAAUCAAAGGAGACUCGUCACUUCAAACAAAUGAAGAACAUAUACCUCAGCCACAACAUGAUGUGCCAUAUUUCAGAAAUGUUCUCCAGUCAGAAACUGAGAAAUUAACUUCACACUGCCUUGAGUGGGACAAGAAACUUCAGUUGGAUAUUCCAGAUGAUGCUAAAGAUCUUAUUCGCACAGCAGUUGGUCAAACAAGACUUCUUAUGAAGGAAAGGUUCAAACAGUUUGAGGGACUGGUGGACAAUUGUGAAUAUAAAAGAGGUGAAAAAGAAACUACCUGUACAGAUCUGGACGGAUUUUGGGAUAUGGUUAGUUUUCAGGUAGAAGAUGUAAACCAAAAAUUUAGCAAUCUGGCCAAACUUGAAGAAUCUGGAUGGCAAAACACUGAUAAUACAAGCAAAAAUGUCUUUCGGAAAAAAGUUGUCUCAGGUAUAGCGAGUAAACCCAAACAAAAUGAUGGUGGAAGAAUUGCAGCAAGAAAUCGCCUUGCUGCCAUAAAAAAUGCAAUGAAAGAGCGAAUUAAGCAGGAAGAACUUGCUGCCUCAGCAGACUCAGCAAUGCCAAAAGAAGUCGAUAAAAUAGUGUUUGAUGCCGGAUUUUUCAGAGUUGAAAGUCCUGUUAAAUCAUUUUCAGGGCUUUCUAUCUCUUCUGAAUGUCUGUCUCAAAGACUUACAACACCUAAAUCUGUCAACAAAGCUGUAUUUGAGAACAAGGCUGAUGAGACGGACCUUCCAAAACAAACUGUGUCACCAGAGAAUCCUAAACCACAGAAUUCCAAAAACAAAUGUGUUAAGACUCUCCUAUCAACUAUUCCUGAAAACAGUAACAGCAUAGAAGAAGGUGCUCAGUGUCUUGGAUUGCAAGUUUUAACUGAAGUAAACCAUGAUGGAAACAUAAGUGACAUAUACUUUGAAAGGAGUCGUUUAUCCAGUGAAAGAAUGAAUUUGUCCCUAUUUGCCAGUGAAGUAACAUAUAAUAUUAAUGCUAAUAAAAAGGAAGAAAUUUCAGAUGCUGUGGAAGGAAUGGAACUAAAUUCAUCAGUUAUAUCACAGGAUGUUUUCAUGAUUAGCCCUGAAAAAAAUACAUUACUACAAGGUAACACUUCACAGGAAGAAGAAACUAAAAUUUCUCAGUCAGUACCAUUUGAUAAUAAAAGUCUCACUACUGAAUAUCAUCUUCUUGAUUCUCCUGGCCUAGGUACUGCAGGGAUCCAUUCACAAGUGGAGAAGAGGCAUCGGGAAUGUGCCAGACAUGUUUCUUUUGGUGGUAACCUGAUUACCUUUUCACCUCUCAGGCCCCUCAAUGGAGAAAAAUUAGAAGAACUUUGAAUUUAAAAUCAAACAUCUUUAUUCAUGUGUUUUCUUCAUAAUUCUGUGAUAUAUUCUUAGACU